This is a messenger RNA of Callorhinchus milii (elephant shark), 1258 nucleotides long. RefSeq lists its product as uncharacterized. The record is from RefSeq and is a predicted model, not a curated record. NCBI's taxonomy places the organism in Eukaryota, Metazoa, Chordata, Chondrichthyes, Chimaeriformes, Callorhinchidae. The transcript has 5 exons. The coding region runs from base 575 to 1258 and encodes 227 amino acids.
GAGUGUGUUGGUGUUGGGGGAAGCUGGUGGGUGUUGGGUUUUGGAGAAUGAGAUAAAUGGGCGGAAGGCUCUUCUUCAUCAAAACCAGUCAGAUGUUUCCAGCACAUUGAGAGCAGCUGAGCCGAGCCAGGAUUCCCAUUGCUCAGCGAACUGCAGCUUCAGUUACUGCGUUUGAGGCAGAACCAGGAAGUCAAACUUCCUUUUGUUCUGAACAGGAAUCAGCAGCUCAGAGAGAGACAGGACCAGGAGUUAGUGUGAGGCCAGACUCCAGCCCCAUCAUCACCUGGACACAGAUAUCAGCCCCAAGGAGAUCAGCAGCUCAGAGAGAGAGGGAGAGAGAGAGGCCACGAGGAGGGAAUUCACCUCCGUCAGCAUCUGGCCACAGACAGCACCAAGGAUAAACGUCAAAUGUGAGAAAGAAGGAAAGUCAUUGGACACGCAAGCCUGAUGGUAUUGUCUGGUAGAUCACGUCUGGAUUCCCUGAUCACCUUGUAAACGUUGUUCUACAAUAAACAUAAAUAAGGCUCAACACCUGUCACAAAACUCACCACCAGCUCGGCUGCACUUAGCAGCAAUGAAACGCCUUGUUGGAUCAUUGCUGGGAAAGAGGAAACAAAACUCUGAAACACCGAGACAUGAAAAACCUGAUGAAUCAAUGAAAUGGUCACCAUCACCACAACCAAACACAUCCACAACUGGCGGGAAUGAAACAGCGAGUACAUCUGCAGUUACCCAAACACAUUGUGAUAUGGUUUCAAAUCCCAACCAGUGUUCCAGCAUUUUGGGUGCGUCGAGUGAGAUGGCUUCCAUGGAAACUGAACCGAUUGCCAAUGCACAGGGCGAUGCGAUGAUCUGCGGUGUGCAUCAGACACCCGGCAACACACCAGAAGGCAAUGUCUUCUCUUUACCUGACUUUGAGGAAAGUCUUAAAGAGACGAUAACGAACAAAGGCACAAGCACCUUAUUCACCGAGACCCUGGCCCUGUACAACGGGUACCAGCUGCACAGACUGACAAAGUUCUAUCGGGAUAGAUUGGAACAGGCCAUUGAGGAAGGUGUGGAGGACAUCAGCUCAAGGCUGACACAGAAGGAAUGUUUCAGCCCCCAGGAGCACAAAAAACUCACUGAGCUCACACACAGUGGGAGGAAGAGACAAAGCUCAAAACUUCUUCUGAACAUGGUGAUGGGGAAAGGUUCCCAGGCCAGGAUAGUGAUGUGGGAAUCCUUUGUGAAAAUGAGGCCAACUUUGCAAAACUGA